Molecule: messenger RNA, 1359 nt
Organism: Paecilomyces variotii
Lineage: Eukaryota; Fungi; Ascomycota; Eurotiomycetes; Eurotiales; Thermoascaceae
Exons: 4
Coding region: 206-1291 (361 amino acids)
Source: RefSeq, a predicted model, not a curated record
UCCCUUUAACUCUAAAUUACUAGUACGGUACUGCGGAAUAACCACUAAUUAAUAGCGGGCGAGUGGUGGCAAAUGUCUCCACAGUUGUACCGCAGAAGAUGAAAAAAAUGUAAGGCAGAUUCCAUGAUACCAACAAAACAGCGACUCAUAAAGACCUUAGAUCCCUCCAAUCUCCAUACUAAGUCAUAUUUCCAGACACCCGAGGAUGGCGACUUCAAAUCAUACAAGGCCAAUUCGAUAUUGGCCGGGAGGAAUCCCUGCCUCCGUUCAGUAUCACCCGACGAAACAACUUACUGAGCAAGAGAAAGAUAAUGGGAAUUGGGAUUUUCCUACUCCUGAGGAGACCAUUGAAGAAUCAAAAGGUUGGCUGUUAUUUGUCGAGGAACAAUGGCUGUCUCGCGAGGCAGCAGGUAGCUCAGAUGAAGACGAAGAGUACGAACUCCGUCAAAGACGUUCUUUGGUCGAGAAGUGGGCCUCAGCAGAUCAGUCAUUUCGUGAUUCUUUUCAUAACCGCGCGCACCCCAGGAAAUCAGCGAUAGAUUAUCCAUCUUCAGCUUUAGAACGCCUUGAAGACACGCGGCAGGAUUAUAGCUCUUGGGUCUGCAUAAAUCCUGUAGAUACGCCACUCAAGCGUGCGCGCUUUGUCAAGUUCUUGAUCCUUUGUUACCGACUUGAUGGACAGAAUUGGCAUCCAGAACCAAACGGCGAAAUCCUUCCCACAAUGGUGAAACCAAACCCUGCUACAUUCCCGGAUGCUAACGACUUCACUAUUUCCGACUUCCCUAUGUGGGCGGUUGUCGAAACGGCUGACUUCAAAGCUAUAUCAAUGUCUGUUACGGGGCAUCUUAUCCUCGAAACCAAUUACGGUCCAUAUUUCAUCAUCGAUCAAGCUUCUCUUGAGACAGGCCGAUUCUUCGUUGUAGAAUAUAAAUCAACAGGCCAUAUCGACCAUAUCAUCCCACGACGACCGUACUUUUUAACGGAUCUUGUGAAUUAUUCCGAGCUUGGAUUCACAGUCGAGCGUAUGGAGGAAGAAAAUAUCGGUGGACGCGAACAAUAUCAGAAUCAGCCGAUGGAUAUGGAUCUACCAAUUCUAGACAUUAUUCAAAAAGCGAAAGAUAAUAAUCAAAUGACGAAGUUCUUUUACACUGAGCGUGAUCAGUGGGAGAAGGAUAUUGAGCUAUAUGCGCCAGGUUACUUGGCCAUGGAGGCGGAAGGGAGGGCUUCAGAGUAUGACAUUCGGAAUCUAAGAGACACACGCGAAGCGAGUAGGGCACGUUGUGGAGGAUGAAAUAUACCUUUUCUUCGGAUAGCAAUUAGCUACUCGAUUCAUACCAUGGGGAACAUACUAUAAACACU